Molecule: messenger RNA, 1176 nt
Organism: Clonostachys byssicola
Lineage: Eukaryota; Fungi; Ascomycota; Sordariomycetes; Hypocreales; Bionectriaceae
Source: the annotation of a GenBank genome assembly
AUGUCUGCAGACGAAGAUUCACCGAGAUGGAGCAUCCCAAGGGAAAAAUGGACUGAGGAUGGACGAAUGCUGCUUGAUCCAGAGGCCAUGCAGUACGACCCUUUCUUCCACGACUUCGUCGUCGGCUUCGCCCGCCUAAUCCUCAAAACCUACCGCGAACUGAGCGGCAUGGAUACCAGGCCCUUCGAGGAGACCGGCAUGUACUACAUCUCCGAGCAGCCGGAACAUACGAGACGCUGCUGGUGCCCGCAGCUCCACGAUGAAUCUCAAAAGGCAAGCUGCCCAUUUCUCACGAAACACCCAGGCGACAAGGCGCAUCUUUUUAACCUCAUAGGAGUAGGACUUAAUCGCUCCAUACGUCCUUGCCCCGACCCAGAGACUUGCCACACCGCGACCCACGAGAGCCGCCAUCCGUGCAGAAAUGUGGUAUACUUUGCGUACAAGUACAUGUACUGGUUCAUCACGCACCGAGUACCCCUACACAACGAGAGCGCGAUGAAAGAGAACAUCCCAGAAGACGUCGACUUCUAUCUAGAGAAUACGUUCAGAAAGGCCAGUAUCGCAUCAGGCGACGACGACGGCCUCGAGUCCGACCCGUACUGGCUAUACAGGAAGGCACUCGUCUGGGGCCUUCUCUGGGAACUAGACAAUCCCGAAGGCGCGUGCCCCCAGAAUUCCAGGACACCCAGUGUACCUUGGGAAGAGAACGAGGAAAGGAUGCGGAGGCCGCUGCGGUUUCUAGCGCAUCAGGGCAAGAUGCUGUUGAGGCGGCUCUUCAACGAAUUCACCGCUUCCUACCGCUACCGGGAGGAUUACGGGGUCGAUAUAGGGGAAAUCGAUCUGUGGACGGAGGUUCUGCCACGCGAGAUGUGCUGGAUGUCAAUUGAGUGUAAUAAGAGUAUCCCAGAAGCACCUGCAGCCGAAGAGGCACCCCGUGGUAACCUCAAGCGACCCUUCCCUUACGGCGACUCAGACAGCCAGUCCCUUGAGCCAAAUAGCAAGAAGAGGAAUUUGUGCCGUGAGAUGCCGUCCAUGUCAACCCCAGAAACCAGUAGUCCUACUCCAAAUGGCAAUCCUGAGACACCACGUGCUAAGCUCAAGCGAUUCUUUCCUUACAGCGAAUCAGACACUUACUUGCUGGACCGACAUAGCAACAAGAGGAAGCGAACGGGUUAG